AUGGGGAGAGCAUUCUUGUUCGCUGCCUUUCUCGUUGCGGUAGCAUUCUCCAGCUUGCCAUUGGUUGGGGAUGACAUCGCGUCGGAGGAGAAGCUCUUGGACUUGUACGAGAGGUGGCAGAGCCACCAUGGCGUGUCACGCAGCGUCGACGAGAAGCGCAUCCGCUUUGAUGUUUUUAAAGAGAACGCUAACUACGUGUUCGCGUCCAACAAGAAAGGCAAGCCUUACAAGCUUAGCCUCAACAAGUUCGGCGACAUGGCGAGGGAGGAGUUCAAGAGGACGUACGCAGGGACGAGGAUUCGUCGCCGCAGCACUCUGAGAGGAAGCGCGAGCCUCAAAGGGUACUUCUUAUACAAGAACGUCACCGAUGUAACUCCUACCGUCGACUGGAGGCAGAAGGGUGCCGUCACUGCUAUCAAAGACCAAGGCAAAUGCGGAAGUUGCUGGGCCUUCUCGACAGUAGUUUCGGUGGAGGGAAUAAACCAGAUCAGAACCAACGAGCUUAUCUCCUUGUCAGAGCAACAACUGGUGGAUUGCGACACCAACACCAACAAAGGGUGCGAUGGAGGUAUGAUGGAUGAUGCAUUCGACUUCAUCGAAAGAAAUGGAGGAAUCACAACAGAGGAAAACUAUCCUUAUGUAGCUCGACAAGAACAAUGCAAAGAGAGAUCUCCUGCGGUUGUGAUCGAUGGAUAUGAGGACGUUCCCGUCAACGACGAGGAUGCGUUGCUGAGAGCAGUGGCGAACCAACCUGUAUCAGUAGCAAUCGAAGCAAUCGGUCAGGACUUCCAGUUCUACUCCGAGGGUGUCUUCACAGGGAGCUGUGGAACAGAGUUGGAUCAUGGAGUGGCCAUCGUAGGCUAUGGGACAUCUAAGGAUGGGAUGAAGUACUGGAUAGUGAAGAACUCAUGGGGACCAGAGUGGGGCGAAGAGGGCUACGUGAGGAUGCAGCGUGGGAUCUCGGCCAGCGAGGGGCUGUGUGGUAUCGCCAUGGAAGCUUCUUAUCCUCUUAAGACAUCUCCAAAUCCAGUGCAGAAGAAGCUGCAUCUUUGAUGAGGGCUGAAAGCUAUUUGUUGCUGCCGAAAGAAGAUUAAGUAGCUGCUUUGAUCAUUCACCUUUAUCAAGAACUU
Musa acuminata subsp. malaccensis (wild Malaysian banana) is the source of this 1130-nucleotide messenger RNA. Lineage: Eukaryota; Viridiplantae; Streptophyta; Magnoliopsida; Zingiberales; Musaceae. The record is from RefSeq and is a predicted model, not a curated record.